Notolabrus celidotus (New Zealand spotty) is the source of this 6097-nucleotide messenger RNA. RefSeq lists its product as uncharacterized. Gene Ontology annotation, biological process: regulation of mRNA splicing, via spliceosome; regulation of cell cycle. The record is from RefSeq and is a predicted model, not a curated record. Lineage: Eukaryota; Metazoa; Chordata; Actinopteri; Labriformes; Labridae. The transcript has 10 exons. Gene Ontology annotation, molecular function: RNA binding. The coding region runs from base 235 to 3879 and encodes 1214 amino acids.
CGCCAUUCAAACCGCGAAGCAGGGCAUGCUGGGAAAUCCUUCCAAACAUGGCGGAUCGGGUAGUUGGCUAACAUUAACAGUUAGCAUAUUGUACGAUUGUUUCGUGAACUACAUCAGAAGGUUGCAGCCGUCUGCUUUCAUCUACACAGGAGCCGAAGCCACUGGACAUAAUCUAGUGUCGAGUACGGGAGAAGGACACCAGUGACAAUAAGACAAAUCAAGGACAGGGGGACAAUGGAAUGUGUCGUGCACGUUCCUUCAGGUGAGGAGGAGGUGGCACCUGAGAAGGAUGACAUGAAUGCUAAGGAAGGAAUAGAGCCCCCCCACAAGAAAAACAAGAAACACAGAAAACACAAGAGCAAAAAGAAAAAGAGGAGGAAGAGGGACGAGAAGGAAAGCAGUUCAGAGUCUGGUGCGGAGUCGGAUGUAGAGUCACAACCUCCACCAAAACCUGUCAGGACCACCAGAGCCAGUGCCAGAUUGGCAGCAGCUUCAGACCAUACUGGACAGAAGGAGGAGGGUAAAAAUGAUGUAAUCACAGACCGUUCAGAAACAGAGGUGGAUGCAAAAUCUAAAAAACACAAACGACAUGCCGCCAAGAAGAAGAAGAAGAAAAAGAAGAAGGAUGAAAAACAGGAAAAGAAAUCCCUGUCUCGCUCCCCAACAGAAAGCAGCUCAGCCUCAGGUUCUGAAUCUGAAGGUGAAGGAGGUAAAGGGGCUGGUGAUAGCAAGUACUCAUCAGCUGCAAAGUCUGAUCUGCAAGAACCAGUGUCCAAAUUGCUUCCAAAAAGUAAACGAGGGGAGGAGAAGGGAGCUCCCAUUCUUUCCCAGAAGCCUGAGUUCGCUGAAGUGAACAAAGAGGAGAAUUCAGACAUGAAUGCAUCUCCAGUUGGAGGAAGGAGUGGUAAUACCAAUGGAUCAGAACAGGAUAUGAGUUUGUCCUCGGCAGGCCAGGAUGAGAUCAAACAUACAGCAGCAGUUCAGGUUAAAUCAGAAGGGAGUCAUGCUGAUGGUGCAUUCAGUUAUACCCAGGAACUCCCCGACAUCAUCCCUAAACAGGAAGGUGCUACCCCAAGAGAUGACUCAGUCCUGAAAGAUCAGGCCAAUUCAGUUCAGAGGUCAAAGGCCAAGGAACAUGAUUCUUCCAGGUCUAAUUCUCCAUCCCCCUCAAGGGUUCCAGAUAUUAAGAGGUCUGGCUCAAGUCGAAGCCGGUCACCAACCCCGAGCCCCACUAGGCUGCAGUCUGAUACUCAACCAGUGGUAGCAAUUGAAGAAUGCUCAAGAAUCCAUUCCAGGUCAACCUCAAAGGGAAAAAUUUCCACAACUCCUCUAAAGAAUCGUCAGCUAUCCCGCUCUCUGUCCCGCUCUCAGUCCCCUAAACCUAGAAGGAAGUCCCUCUCCCGAUCAUCAAAAUCUCCCAAAAGAGCUACCUCUCGAUCACGGUCUUCCUCUCGCUCUCCAACCCCCAAGAAGAAGGUUUCAAAGCCUCCGAGGAAGUCUAAGUCUCCUAAAAGUCGUAGAAGAUCAGUUUCUGCCUCCCCAAAGCGACGCAGAAGAUCCCUAUCCCCUAAAAAAAAGGUGUCACGAUCCCCUAAACGUGGUGGGCGCAAGUCACCCUCUCUAUCGCGUUCUCCAAGGAGAAAUCGGAGGUCAGAGUCGCGCCCCCGUGGAGGCACAAGGCGCUCUAGAUCCCGCUCACCCAGACGAGGUGGUGCAGUGGGAAGGCGUUCAAGGUCACGAUCCGUCAACAGAGCCCGUCGGUCCCCCUCAAGGUCAAGACGCCCUGCUCGUCGAUCCAGGUCACGAUCACCAGCAAGACGUACUGGAAGUAGACGCUCCAGAAGUCGAUCCUUGUCUCGCCGUAAGAGGUCCCCUCCCCCCAGAACCAGACGCUCACGCUCCCGGUCCUUCCGCAGGAGCAGACGGACACGAUCACGGUCAAUUGUAGUCCUUAAGCGCAACCGUCGCUCCAGAACCAGAAGUCCCCGUAAACGGACCAAAUCCAGGACCCCUCCUUCAAGACGACGGUCUAAAUCAAGGACCCCAGUCAGACGGCGGACUCGAUCUCCUGCCAGGAGAAACCGUUCUCCGCUGAGGUCUGGCAAACGGUCCAAAUCUCGCUCAUUGUCUCGAAGGCACAGGUCAAAGUCACACUCGCCACUACCUGGCAAGAGGAGGUCCAGAUCUCCCAAGAAGAACAGAAGGUCAAAGUCCAAAUCGGUGUCUGCAGGUGUGAACAGAUCUAAGUCCAGGUCUUACUCAAGUGAUGGGCAGUCUGAGAGCUCCUCACCAGCCAGGUCCACCCCUUCCUCUCCUGUUAAGAAGAAGGAGUCGGUCUCUCCAAAGGUGGACCAGACAGCCGGUGUUAAGACAACUGAAGAAAGUGUGGGACUGACAGCUACAGCAGGUGUGUGGAAACCCAUGCCCUCAGCAGAUGUCUCCACCCCUCAGCCCGAGAGCCCCUCAGAUAAGUUGCAGCCUCCGAUGCUUGCUCCCAACCACGAAGAGGAACAUGGAGAUCCUGCCAGCUCAUUAAAUGAGAAAGAUGUGUCCAGGUCAAGGUCUGGUUCCAGAGAGCCUGGGACCGGCCCAGAUGGGUCAAAUUGUUCAGAGGGCUCAGAUGAAGAAGUGGAGUCUUCCUCUCCAGUUAAACCAGCCUUGAUACGCCAGAGAAGCUCCUCAGGUUCAGCUUCUCCGGAAGUGCAGCAGAAGCAGUUGUCACCAAUGGAUCGCAGGAAACUGUCACGCUCAACCUCAUCGCCUAGACGAUCAACAUCAAAGUCUACAACCAGGAAGAAGCAAUCUAGGUCCAAGUCUCCAGUCAGAAAAAAGGAGUCUGUAUCGCCGUUAGAGAGAAAAAAACGACGGUCUAAAUCUCGGAGUCCUGCACGAAGGCGGAGGUCUCGCUCUGGCGCAAAGCGAAAGCAGUCAAGCUCCAAGUCAAGAAACAGAACCCGCAGAUCCAAGUCCCCAACCCGCAAGAGGCGAUCCAGAACUCGUUCACCCAAUGCCCGCGGAAGGAGGAGGUCCAAGUCCAUCGAGAGAAGCAAGCGAUCCAAGAGCCGCUCCACAGGUCGACGGAAAAGGUCCCGGUCAGGAGACAGAGGCAGACGAUCAAGGUCUCGUUCCACUGAUCGCAGACGCAGAUCUAGGUCGAGGGGGAGAGGGAGACGCCCGGUGUUUCGCAGUCGUUCGUUUGACAGACGGGACAGGUGGAAAAGGGAACCAAGCCACUCUCCGGUUCUCAUUCUACGUAAGCAGCGUCGCUCAGGGUCCCGGACAAGACGCAGCACCAGCAAGACUCCUCCAAGGCUCACUGAACUAGACAAGGACCAGUUAUUGGAGAUAGCAAAAGCUAACGCUGCUGCCAUGUGUGCGAAGGCCGGGGUUCCCAUUCCUGAAAGUCUUCGGCCGAAAGCCAUCCUCCAGCUCCCUCUACCCACACCAUCUCCCACCCCCCUCUCCCUACCCCUGCCUUUACCUCUCCCAAUGGGUAUGGGGAUGCCCAACAUGCCCAACAUGGGUCCAAUGGGGCUGCCUAAUAUUCCAGGAAUGCCCAGUAUGUCCAACAUCACCAUGAGUGCUGCCAUGGCGAGUAUGACAGCAGCGACCAUGACGGCCGCCUUGACCAACAUGGGUGCCCUGGCUGCCAUGCCGCCUCUUGCCCCACUACCUACCAUCACCAACAAGCCUCCACCAAGCCUCGCUCCCCCAGCACCUACCCUCAACCUGGACCACAUCGAGGAAGUUAAGAGGAAGGUCACUCAGCAAGCCAACAUACACACCAUCAAGGAGCUCACUGAGAAGUGCAAGAUGAUUGCGAAUAGCAAGGAGGAGAUGGCUAUUGCGAGACCCCAUGUGUCAGAUGAUGAAAGUUAAACCUGAAAGUUCUCACGCCACUCCCUGCAAAGGCCUGAGGGGAAAAUGUAAAACAGGAGGACCUGCCUCUCAGAGUUCUCUUUGGCAGCCAGAUGUCCUGACUGAGCCACAAAAACCGCCAAGAAGAAGUUCAUCCUAGUUGUCACACUUAUGGUAUAGGAGAACCCAUACCAGCCACUGCCCCUCUCAGCUCUCCUGUUUGUUCCCGUUUGUGUGAGAGAGACAGAGAGAGAGAGAGAGAGAGAGAGAGAGAGAGAGAGAGAGAGAGAGAGAGAGAGAGAGAGAGAGAGAGAGAGAGAUGGUCACCUGUGAAACCACUGACAAGACUGGACACACAGACGUGUGCACGGUUGUCUGACUGUACGUCAUGUAUAGUGAGUGUAAGUGUGUGUGUGAAUGUUGAAUGAGUGUGUGUGUGUGUAUAAAUAGUGACUUUCACCUAAAACUCCUCAGUGUCGCUGCUCAUUUAAGCAGCCGCUGUCGUAAUGACUGAAGAGAAAACAAACCAAACUAACAAGCGGCGCAAGUGUUUUUGUAAAAAAUUAGUUUAUCUAAAUUUGUUUUAAUUUUACGCUUUCUUAAAGGAUUGUGUUAGGUGGAGACCGCCUCCCUGUUCUGCUGUGUCCCCUCAGUUAUCUCUGGCCCCUGGUUUUAAAAACAAAUAAUUCUGAUAGUUUUCUUUGAUCCUCACAUGUGAUUUGUGUCCUUAAAUCCUGGAUAGAGUGACCACAUGUUGUGAAUCCUGGAACAGGGUGGGAGAGUUGAUGAUUCUGAAAGAAGAGAAUAAUUGAAUAUAUUGGCUAAAAAAUUGUCACUUUGAUUGACUAAACAUCAGUCAUUCAGUGAAUUUAAAUGCACCAGGCGUAUCUUUGACUUUAAUCGGGUCUUUUAUUUGGGUUUAUUUGGAUAUUUUUCUAAAUUUAAAACAUUUUUGUUGCUGACUGAAAUGAAACAUUUCAUCAACCCCAGUUUUUACACCUCUAUUCUAACAUGCAAUGGUUUGUUUUGCAAAGAAAACCUUCAAUAUUUGAUUACAAUUGAAGAUGCAGUAAAGAAAACCGUUAGUACUUGCUGCUAAUCUUCAUGAUAGCAUUUUAGAAGACAUUUGUGUAAACAAUUUACAGUUCUGUUUUUAUCAACUGGUUUUUGGAUCGAAUUUCCACAAGUGUUGUUUGAAGGAUGCUGUUUUCUUUCUGUGAUAAAGUUAUAAGAUAUUCAGAGUUUGUCAACAAAACAGAACCUGCCAUAAUCCAAAUCAAGAUUGCAACUACCAAAUUAAUUGGACUGUGAAACAUUAAUCUUAAGCAGUAAUAUUUUCCCUCCUGGUAAGAUAGAGAGGUAAAGAAACUCCCCAUAAAUGUCAAACUGUAAAUGGAGGAAUUUAACACAAAGAUUUACUUUGAUAUAUCCUGUGUGGUUGAACAACUGGUAUUUUUGAAUACCCUUUCCUUUGCUUUUCUCCUUCUGUUCUCCACGAAAUAUAACUUCAGUCUUUUUUGUUGUUUUUUUAAAGGUCACACGCAUUACACCAGUCACCUAAUGGUUACUAAUGACUUGUUGUGGUUAGAUCUAGUGUAGAAGGGUUAGUAUUUUAUUGGACUGUGCCAUUCAUAUUUUUAUGUACAAGACAAUCAGGUUCUGUGUUCAAAAUGUUUUUUUAUUGGGGAGAAUUUAAACCUCAUAUCUGCACAUAUUGCAGCAUUAUGUUCAGGAAGGAAAUUAGUAGAGAAUUUCAAAUAAGAUGAAAAGCCAACUGGACCUUUUAAUUGAACCCACAGACACAUUUAAAACACAUUCACUUGUGAACUUUCCCCUGACCAGUUGUAGGUCUUCUGUCACUGUAAAUGUGGACUGUGUUUGGUAGACUUCUGUCCCAUUGAAUAUCGCAAGAACAAAGUCGAAAUUGGUGCUUUUGGGGAAACUGGCAGAGUUCAUUUUCUUGAGAGCGGUUUCUCUUUGUCGACCUCCCACACCCAGGGCUUUGCAACUGUGGAAGAAAUCUGUGAAGAUUUUGUCAAACUGUAACUAUCCUUACUCUGUACCAAAAGUUUUGAACUGUUAAGUCGAUCCCCUGAGGUUGUCUUUAGCUAUUUUAAUGACAGAAAAGUAAGUAAAGGAAGUGCAUUUUAAGGAUUCUUUUUUUUUGGUCAUUGGAUUUUGACAUUGCUUGCUUUGUAUAUAAAUGUGUUGAUGAUAAUUAAAACCUCAAUGAUCUGUA